AUGCUUCCACCGGCCCUGUGGGAGGAGCCGCUCCAGCUCUGUAAAAGCCCAGAACGGUACCAGCCAGCAAGAGCUCUGGCCCAACAUUACAGGGUGAUGCCACACCUGCUCACCGAUGCCAAACUAAAGUGGAGGAACCUGGGGGGAUCGGUCAGCAGCCGCCCGUGUUUUACCCUCCCCUUCCCUUCCCUCACCCAGAGCUCUGGCCUCGCACUCAAAGAGUUAAAGAACCCUCAAAACGGUUUUAAAAUAGGAGCGCAGAGUCGGGAGUGUCGGCAGCUCGAGGCGCUGCUGCGUUGGCAGCUGGGCCGGACCGAAAGCCAAAGGCCCCCAGCUCUGACGCUUUUAUAUGCAGCCAUAAAAAGACAUCUUGCUCCGUCCAGCAGCUUUUCACGAGCAGAUGCUGAGCACAUCUGGCGCAGGAUGCAGAGGAGCCCCCCCCCAGCGCCGCAGCAGCACAGGAGCGAAAUCCCCUCGAUGGAGGGUUUCAAAGGCCUCGGGUUUCACGAGGAGCUCCACUGGAAGGACGGCCAAGACUCUGAAGACCCCGGAGAGUACUGUUAUGGUGGGUACCACCCCGUCCGGGUUGGCGACACAUUUAACAGAAGAUACCAGGUGGUGUCUAAGCUCGGCUGGGGGUUUUUCUCCACCGUGUGGCUCUGCGUGGACUUAAAGUCGGGUCGGCGAGUGGCCGUGAAGGUGCUGAAGAGCGGCCCCGGCUUUGCUCAGGCUGGACAGGACGAGCUGGCUCUCCUACGCUGCGCUGCCGGGGCCUCGGCCCGCCGCCCCUCCAGCCCCAGGGUCGUUCAGCUGCUGGACGAGUUCAAGCUGGCCGGGGUCAACGACAUGUGUCUGGUUCUGGAGCUGCUGGGACCCGACCUGAGGACCUGGCAGGUGUGCUUUGGGAAUCCAGGGCUGCAGAGACCUUGGGUUCUUCAGGGCCUGGACUACCUUCACACUCAGUGUAAAAUCAUCCACACCGACAUCAAACCGGAGAAUAUCCUGAUCUGUCUGGACGAGCAUUUAAAAGAGAUUGCGUACAAGCAUUUCUGCGAGGAGAUCCAGACCCGUCAGUAUCGCUCUCUGGAGGUUCUGUUGGGUUCUGAGUACGGCCCACCAGCUGACAUCUGGAGCGUCGCCUGUAUGGCUUUUGAGCUGGUCACCGGAGACUCUCUGUUCCACCCCAAAGCCGGCGAGUCCAUUUCCCUGGAGGAGGACCACAUCGCCCAGAUCUCAGAGCUGCUGGGGAAGAUCCCUCCGGCCGUGGCCCUGUCGGGGAAAUACUCGGCCGACUACUUCAGCCGCAGAGGCGAGCUGACCCGCGGCGGGCCGCUGGGGCUCUGGAGCCUCCACGACGUCCUGCUGGAGAAGUACGGCUUCCAGCUGGGGGAGGCCUCGGCCCUCGCCGACCUCCUCACCCGCAUGCUGGACUACCAGCCGCACAGGCGCGCCACCGCCGCCGAGUGCCUGCGCCACCCCUGGCUGACCUCCGGCUGACCACCGGCCGACCUCCUGAUGUUUCCAGCUGCGCAGCCUCAGCCGUUUCAGGGCGUCUCUGGACGUACGUUCUGACCCGGCAACUGCCUUUCACAGAAACUAGAGGCCUCAAGCACUGUAAGCCUUUGUGUUUGUUCCCCUUUGACGGUCAGACCUUCAGAUCCAAAACGGAGCCGCGUUAUCGCUCUGCGUUGCUUCUUUCCCAGCAGAUCUUUGUGUGACAGCGAAACCCCGCUCGUGUUAUCUUUUGUACGAACAAAAAGACUAAAUAAACGGAGCGGUACAUUUGGGAGGAAGCAAAUGGGUUUCAAUUUCUGAUUCUUUUGCACGUCAGUUCAGGUCAUAGUUAGGAUUCUGACCAGUGUGACCGCUAGCUGAAGCCGUGCCGGUGUUGAUCGGGCUCGUCCUGCCUCCUCGGAGCUGAGUUACAUUAAAUGUGGAUGUCAUCAGACGUGUGUUGGAUGUAUUUCCACAGAGGAUUUGGGUCUGUGUCUGAUUGGAGGAAAUCUGACAGCUGCUUUCCCACUGGGACCUCAGCUUUUUGGUUUUAGCUCCCACUCAGGGAGCGGCCCACAGAUAAACCAGAGGAACGCUGCCUGAUAAGUCAUGAAAGCGACUCCAGGAGGAGUCCGGACAGUUUUAAAGAGGUGAAAACAUGAAAUGUUCAGCAGGUGCUCCUGCGUGCGUUCAGCUCCCCUCCCUGUGA
Molecule: messenger RNA, 2203 nt
Organism: Menidia menidia (Atlantic silverside)
Lineage: Eukaryota; Metazoa; Chordata; Actinopteri; Atheriniformes; Atherinopsidae
Source: the annotation of a GenBank genome assembly